CCUCCUCCCGCUCCAGCUCCCGGUCGCCGCCGCCGCCGCCGCCCCCAAGCGCUGGGGGAACUUUGCUGCCGCCGGCUCCCCGCCGCCCCCGGCCGAGCCCCGCGUCGCCGCAAGUUUCCUCCGCCCUCCUCCCCGCCCUCCGCCUCCCGCCCCGCGCCAGUCGUCUUCCCAGCUCCAGCCCUCUCCCUGCCGCCAGCCUGCGUGCGCCCCGGCCCCGUGGCUGCCAGGCUCCCGCCCCGUGCCUCGCCGCGCUCCGCCGCCGCCGCCGCCGCCGCCGCCGCCGCCGCCGCCGCUGUCGCUGCCGCCGGGGCCACCCGCCCGCGGCCCGCGGAGUUCCGGGCUCCUCGCCGGCUGCAGCGCCCCGCCCCGCCCCGCGCCUCCCGCGCCGCCUUGCAGCGCCCCGCCGCCUCGCGCUCUCCGCCUCCCCGGGUUCAGCACCCGGCCGCCGCUGGACCAGAGGUAUACCAUGGUAGAUGGAGUCAUGAUCCUUCCUGUGCUGAUGGUCAUCGCUUUUCCUUCCCCGAGUCUGGAAGAUGAGAAGCCCAAAGUCAACUCGAAGCUUUACAUGUGUGUGUGUGAGGGCCUCUCCUGCGGGAAUGAGGACCACUGCGAAGGCCAGCAGUGUUUCUCCUCUCUGAGCAUCAACGAUGGCUUCCACGUCUACCAGAAGGGCUGCUUUCAGGUUUACGAGCAGGGGAAGAUGACGUGUAAGACCCCUCCGUCGCCUGGCCAAGCGGUGGAAUGCUGCCAGGGGGACUGGUGUAACAGAAACAUCACUGCCCAGCUGCCCACUAAAGGGAAAUCCUUCCCUGGAUCACAGAAUCUCCACCUGGAAGUCGGCCUUAUUAUCCUCUCGGUGGUGUUUGCGGUAUGUCUUUUAGCCUGCAUCCUGGGAGUUGCUCUCAGGAAGUUUAAAAGACGCAACCAAGAACGCCUCAACCCCAGAGAUGUGGAAUAUGGUACCAUUGAAGGGCUCAUCACCACCAAUGUCGGAGACAGCACUCUAGCGGAAUUACUGGAUCACUCAUGUACCUCAGGAAGCGGCUCUGGUCUUCCGUUUCUGGUUCAGAGAACUGUGGCUCGCCAGAUUACCCUGUUGGAGUGUGUUGGGAAGGGCCGGUAUGGAGAGGUGUGGAGGGGCAGCUGGCAAGGCGAAAAUGUGGCCGUAAAGAUCUUCUCCUCCCGCGAUGAGAAGUCAUGGUUCAGGGAAACAGAACUCUACAACACUGUGAUGUUGAGGCAUGAAAAUAUUUUAGGUUUCAUUGCUUCGGACAUGACAUCCAGACACUCCAGCACCCAGCUGUGGCUAAUCACACAUUACCACGAAAUGGGAUCCCUGUACGACUACCUUCAGCUCACGACGUUGGACACCGUUAGCUGCCUUCGGAUAGUGCUGUCCAUAGCCAGUGGUCUUGCGCAUUUGCACAUAGAGAUAUUUGGGACCCAGGGGAAGUCAGCUAUUGCCCACCGAGAUCUAAAGAGCAAAAACAUCCUGGUGAAGAAGAACGGACAGUGCUGCAUAGCAGAUCUGGGCCUAGCAGUCAUGCAUUCCCAGAGCACCAAUCAGCUUGACGUGGGAAACAACCCCCGAGUGGGGACCAAGCGCUACAUGGCUCCCGAAGUUCUAGAUGAAACUAUCCAAGUGGAUUGUUUUGAUUCAUAUAAGAGGGUCGAUAUUUGGGCCUUUGGCCUUGUUCUGUGGGAAGUGGCCAGGCGGAUGGUGAGCAACGGAAUAGUGGAAGAUUACAAGCCGCCAUUCUAUGAUGUCGUUCCCAAUGACCCAAGUUUUGAAGAUAUGAGGAAAGUUGUCUGCGUGGAUCAACAGAGGCCAAACAUACCCAACAGAUGGUUCUCAGACCCGACAUUAACUUCACUGGCGAAGCUGAUGAAAGAGUGUUGGUAUCAGAACCCGUCGGCAAGGCUCACAGCUCUUCGCAUCAAAAAGACUUUGACCAAAAUCGAUAAUUCCCUAGACAAAUUAAAAACUGACUGUUGACAUUUUCACGGUGUCAAGAAGGAAGAGUCAACACUGUCGUUGUCCAGCUGGGACCUAACGCUGGCCUGACCAGUUGUCAGAACAGAACCCAUCGGUCUCCCUCCCGAAGUGGCUGCUUUGACAAAAGCGGAUGUCUCUCCCAAGCCAUGUUCCGGGGAGACACUAAAACCACCCUAACCUCGCUCAAAAAAAAACUGUGACCUGGGCACUUGGAGAACUGUUCCCACCACAGAGACUAAUGGUGGGCGGAUAGGGUUGCAAAGGGAGGGGACUGGAGGAACACGGAGAGAUCCUGCAAGAGGUCUGGGCAUUAAGACAGUGGCUUUGCAUAUCUUUCACGGGUCUCCUAGACACUCCCCACGGGAAACUCAAGGAGGUGGUGAAUUCUCAAUCAGCAAUAUUGGCUGCACUACUCUUCUUUGUUGCACUAGGAAUUCUGUGCAUUCCUUACUUGCACUGUUACCCUUAAUUUUAAAGACCCAACUUGCCAAAAACAUCGGCUGCGUACUCCACUGGUCUGUCUUUGGAUAAUAGGAAUUCAAUUUGGCAAAACAAAACAAAAAAAAAUGUAAUGUUAGACUCUGCUGCAUUUUACACACGUGCUGAUGUUUACAACGAUGCGAACAUUAGGAAUUGUUUAUACACAACUUUGCAAAUUAUUUAUUACUUGUGCACCUAGCAGUUUUUACAAAACUGCUUCAUGCAUACGUUAAAGCUUAUUUUUAUGUGGUCUUAUGAUUUUAUUACCGAAAUGUUUUUAACACUAGACUCUGAAAUGGACAUUUUUUUUCUUUUAUUAUCAGUUAAAUUCACAUUUUAAGUGCUUCACGUUUUUUUUAAUGUGUGUAGACUGUAACUUUCUUUUCAGUUCGUAUGCAGAACAUAUUUAGUCAUUACCCAUGCGACACCACCCAAUAUAUUACUGAUUUAGAAAGCAAAGAUUUCAGUAGAAUUUUAGUCCCAAACGCUGUGGGGGAAAAUGCAUCUUCUUCGGAAUUAUCCAUUAUGUGCAUUUAAACUCUGCCAGAAAAAAAAAAUAACUAUUUUGUUUUAAUCUACUUUUUGUAUUUAGUAGUUAUUUGUAUAAAUUAAAUAAACUGUUUUCAAGUCAAA
Messenger RNA from Alexandromys fortis (reed vole), 3109 nucleotides. It is a transcript of the gene Acvr1, whose product is annotated as activin A receptor type 1. The transcript is spliced from 10 exons. NCBI's taxonomy places the organism in Eukaryota, Metazoa, Chordata, Mammalia, Rodentia, Cricetidae. Gene Ontology annotation, biological process: transforming growth factor beta receptor signaling pathway; protein phosphorylation; heart development. Gene Ontology annotation, molecular function: ATP binding; transmembrane receptor protein serine/threonine kinase activity. Gene Ontology annotation, cellular component: plasma membrane; BMP receptor complex. Bases 467 to 1996 code for a protein of 509 amino acids. The record is from RefSeq and is a predicted model, not a curated record.